Molecule: messenger RNA, 1227 nt
Organism: Striga asiatica
Lineage: Eukaryota; Viridiplantae; Streptophyta; Magnoliopsida; Lamiales; Orobanchaceae
Source: the annotation of a GenBank genome assembly
AUGGAUAAAGGUAGGUCGUCUAGAGAGGUUAAGCACAUAAGCGCAUAUGAAUUCUCGGUUCCUCUCUUUGUUGCGAGAGAGCUAAUCGAACUCACCCUUCCUCACAAAAGUCAAAGGUCUUACAGAGCCUGGUGGAUCAUCUUUUGGUACGUCUGGAAAAUAUUCAUCAAGCAAUGGAGGAGAAAAAAAGUAAGCUUUGCCAGUAGUAAGGCUUUCUCCUUUCGAGCCAGACUAUCUCAACAAGGGGAGAGUUUCAUCGGGUGCUGUUCCCAAAGAUGGAGGAAGGAACGACACAGACUCCGACUCCUUAUCACCUACGCCCGACUGACUGUAUUCCUCUUCCCCGACUCAGUCAACAGAAAAGGCUACCGACCGGCUUUCAAGCAACUCCCUCACAGUAGGAUUGCAUCAACCGCCCUGAAAAGGCUAGCCGAGUGGCCCUACGGCUCCUGGCAACUAAGAGCAUCUUCAAACCUUGUAGUCAAGUCUCACCACCCCGGAGCAUAUAGAUCGACCCGAAAGAUGAAGACUGAAAGCGAACUCUACUGCUACUGCUCUUUCAACAAAAGCCUAAUCCACCAAGAUGCUCAAGAAGGGAGAGACGUCCAGGGACUUAGCGACCUGUGGGAGCUUUCUUAUAGAAAGAAGAUAGCAUUAUUUAAAGAAGGAAGAAAGCAAAGAAAAAGAAGGCGCAAGGUAAACCUAUUAGUAGCUCCUAGCCUUCCUCUAGUUCAAGAGUUAAGGGGCGUAGUGAAAGAAAGUUUGUGGAGAAAGAUAUCCUUCAAAGAUAUUCCACCCAGCAAGACAGUCACACCUUCUGAAGCUGAAGCAGUAGAGUCCUCACCCGGUGAGCAAUGCGCCGUGGUAAGAAAAGAAGAAGAAGAAGAAAGCGCGCCUAGAACCAACAAAAAAGUCAAAAUGCGAGCGGCCCAACGGGGCGAUAAUAAAGCGCGAACCAACAUCCGUGAUACGAAAACAAAAAUCAGAAUUAGGAAAAAAAGAAUGCCGGGGGACAAGCCGGAAAUCCAUUCGGAUCCCUCUAUGAGGAUUCUCCAAAAGCAGCGAGUUUUUUUUCCCAACGAAAAGCCUUCUUUUGAGAACGUGAACAUGAGCGCAGAGAGGCUACCAGGACACGACCUUUCGCACAAUGGAAAUGGUACUACUGUGUCCCUAAGGGCCCCGUCUUCCUUUUCAGAGAGAACUGAAUUAGAACAUCUUUCUCUAUGA